This is a messenger RNA of Verruconis gallopava, 2131 nucleotides long. RefSeq lists its product as uncharacterized. The transcript is spliced from 2 exons. Lineage: Eukaryota; Fungi; Ascomycota; Dothideomycetes; Venturiales; Sympoventuriaceae. The coding region runs from base 234 to 1340 and encodes 368 amino acids. Gene Ontology annotation, molecular function: 3-dehydrosphinganine reductase activity. Gene Ontology annotation, biological process: sphingolipid biosynthetic process. The record is from RefSeq and is a predicted model, not a curated record. Gene Ontology annotation, cellular component: endoplasmic reticulum membrane.
GCUCAACUUUGGAUCCAUCGUCUGUGUUCGAGAUGCCGCCGUCGCACGUGAGACCGGUGCGUUUGUAUGCAACUCAAUCGGCUGCAAAGAACAUCCUAUUCUUUGAAGCACGCAGAGAAUACGUGCGCUAUCCCUGUUUGGGACGCAGAAAUUAAAUGCUCCCAGGUUUGCGUAUGUGCGUUUGUCGCAAUGUACAAAGCUGAACUGACGGCCUCCCGUUCACAUUCGUUAGCAUGAAUUGGACGAACCCCUAUCUACUCGCUGCCGUCUUUGCUAUUCCGACACUGCUGGUCGCAAUGGGCCUUUUGAAAAAGAACAAGUUCGUAGUAGAGGGAAGAACUGCCCUUUUGACUGGAGCUUCUCAGGGCAUGGGGCUUGCCGUUGCCAUAAAGCUUGCACAAAAAGGCGCCAAUGUCGUCCUGGUUGCUCGUGACGAAAAGAAGCUAGAAGAGGCAAAGAAACAGGUCGCGGCCGCUGCCAAAGAUCCUUCGAAACAGCGCUUCACAUGGUUCAGCGUCGACGUCACAAAUGAAGAGCAGAUCGAAAAGCUGGUGCAAGAUACGGUGAGAUGGAACAAUGACAAGCUUCCAGACAUUGUAUGGCAGCUUGCUGGUUGGGCAGCGCCGGACCUGUUCCUCGACACGCCGGUAGACAUUCUAAGAAAACACAUGGAGGUGAACUAUUGGGGUGCUUGCUAUCUUGCGCACUCCGUUCUGCGAGCCUGGACUGGGGAGAAGUCAGCGGAAUCGGACGCGAGCAGGGAAGAUGCAACGAGAAACAAAAAGCCUCUUCCACGGCAUUUCAUCUUUACGGCCACAACGGCGGUAUACUGCGGUGUGGCAGGUUAUAUGCCGUACUCGCCUGCGAAGGCAGCGUUACGAAAUUUGGCCGAUGGCCUCAAGUCGGAGAUGAACCUCUACAAUGGAGCAAGAUACCACGGCUUGCCCUCUGGAGCAACACCUACCAAGCCCGAAAUCAAGAUCCAUCUCAUCACCCCAGGAACAAUACUCUCCCCAAGCUUCGCAGAGGAAAACAAGACCAAGCACGAAGUUACCCGCAUACUUGAAGAAGGCGACCCUCAACAAACACCUGAGCAGGUGGCCGACGUCGCCAUCAAGGCACUUGAGAAUGGCAACUACAUGUCAUCCACGAAUCUCCUGGGACAUGCGAUGCGUGCUUCGGCAUUGCACGGUUCUCCUAGAAACGGCUUGUUUGGUGUAAGGGAUAUGCUGUUGAGCUGGGUAGUUAAUCUUGCUUGGCUGUUCAUCUCUCCGGACAUGGAAAAGAAGGUGUAUAAUUAUGGAAAAGAUCAUGGCGUUCAGCACAGAGAUGCGCAGUGAGCAGCUUUUCUACCGUGCUCGCAUAUGGAGACAUCUCUUUAGCGAACCGUGUUAUGAAAUGCUUAGUUUUCCAUCUAGACAAUGUCACAUACACAAGGUAUGUUCCGCAUCUAAAAUAAAACGAUCGCCUUAUCUACGCCACACAAAAUUCUUUUUCUCGACUUUCCGGUCAUUUGGAGAACAUCCUGCAUAUUGCCCUAUUGGGCCUCUGGUCUGACGUACUUGAUGAAUGAUUGGACUCGCACUACUUCUAGUACUGCACGAGAAGUUUGGUUUGCAUCAACGUUUGCUGAUAGGAGAGCAGACACGGGAUUGGACCGAAUUUUGGAAAUACGUUUUCCUCCACUUACAAAAUAAUAGCCAUAUCUUAUGAGAGGAUUCUCCCCUAUCCAAGGUAGUCUUCGGCAUCACAUCCCUACAUGUAGCGAUCGCUGGAUCGACUUCCGGCCGGAGUCUGGCGCCGUACUUCUUGGGUCCGGCCAUGGCGAGAGUAACGAGAAAUAAGGAGCAGAGUCUGUGUUUGUAUUGCCUCUCCAAAGCUUCACGGGCAUUGACGACACUGAAAGUUGUGUUUUCCUAAGGUGCAAAGGGCUUCUGGAAAUGAGACGUCGGCUGAAAGGCAAGCGCGAACGUUGGGGUCAAGCCGGUGCUUUGAGCUGAGUUUGAGAAUAUUUCUUUCUUCGAGAAGUUGCCAUUUGCGAUGCCAAAGGCCUAAUAAGAGAAUUCUCGCCUUCUCACCACUAAUAUCUUGCUUUCAUGUCCCACUCAUCACGAAAAAUUUGUAGAUUGGC